This is a messenger RNA of Carassius auratus (goldfish), 2141 nucleotides long. RefSeq lists its product as uncharacterized. Lineage: Eukaryota; Metazoa; Chordata; Actinopteri; Cypriniformes; Cyprinidae. The coding region runs from base 98 to 1165 and encodes 355 amino acids. Gene Ontology annotation, molecular function: protein binding. The record is from RefSeq and is a predicted model, not a curated record. The transcript has 7 exons.
UUUGAGUUCACAGGAGAGUCUGGACCGAACUGGACACUACACUGAAGCUGAGAACACGUUCCUGUUUGAUUUUCAGUGGCAUGGCAAAUAUUGGUGCAUGGAUGCAUCUAAAGAAGACUCGUCUUUGGGAAGACUUGCAAACGAUGAGACCAGAAAUCCUACUUGCAAAAUGAGAACCGUUGAAGUGAGCAGAAAACCUCACCUGUGUCUGUUUGCUGUACGAGACAUUCUACCAGGAGAGGAAAUCACUUACAAUUAUGGAGACUCAGAUUGGCCAUGGCGAGUCAAGACUUUGAAUAAAGCAUCAGCAGAAUCCACUGAUAAAACGAGAGCCAGCAGUUUGCGCCUGCAUAAAUCCCCCCAUUGUGUAGCUUCUGUUUCCUCUCCUGAACUGGACAAGGUAAACAGCAAUGGUCCUCAUAAGCAGUCAGGCAAAGCAAGAACAUCAAGGAAUAAAACGGCGGCCAGUCUCUUUUUUUCUGUAGCCACUCCAAAGUCCAAGUCACCCACGUCACCUUCAACCUCGCCUGUGCAGCCCUCAUCAUCCUCGCCUGCCUACAGAGGAGGAGAGUGUAUCAACAAAGCUGCUUGCGAAUGUGGCAUAAAGAACCCUGAAGCACUGUCAUCAACUAGGCUUAGGAAACACAUAGCAACCAUGUCUAAAAUUCUUAACCUUAAUGAGAAUGAAGCAGACCAAUUGGCUGAUUUCCUUGGUCACGAUAUCCGAAUCCACAGACAGUUUUAUCGGUUACCAGAGGGAACACUGGAGCUGGCAAAAAUGAGUAAAGUCCUAAUGGCCAUGGAGAAAGGAACACUGUCUGACUACAAAGGAAAGAAACUUGAUGACAUUGAAAUCGACCCAAAUGAGCAACUUGAGGCCCAAGGUGAUUCCAUGUCAAGUGAUGAGGUGGAUUCCAGUGACCUAUCUCAGACACCAGCACCAGUACAGACUGAUCAACCUGUUCAAUCUGAACAAGCUGUUUCACAGGAGGAUCAAGGUUCUUCAAAUGCUCCAAAAAAGAAAUGGGAGGACAGUGAGGUAAAAGCAGUAGAGAGACACAUGAUGAGUUUCAUCAAGACAUGCAAAGUUCCUGGUAAGCAAGACUGUGAAAGAUGCAUUCACGCAGAGUCAGAAGCUUUACGCAGCGAACAUGGACUGGUGUGAAAAAUUAUGUGCGGAACAGGAUCACGACUCUUAAAAGAAAGGGUGGUUUGUAGGGAGGGACAAACACUUCAACACUUUGCACAUUAUGCUCUUUUUGUAGGAAAUGGAGCUAAAUUAAAAGAAAUGAGGAUAAAGGUGUAGAAAUAUUUUGUGGAUGGAAUGAUACAGAAUAUAAAGUGAAAAGUUAGAGUAUAAGAAGGCUAAUGAAGAAGUAGAGGAUAGUAAGAGUCAAUUUUCUUUGUUCAGUUACAAUAUAGUUGGAUGAAAUGUCAUGUUAAACUUUUUGAUAUUUCUGUCAUAGAGGGAGGGGAGAAUGUAAAGAUGAUAAAAAAGGGAAGAGUGAAUAGCUGUGCUGGACAUGGGCUGUGGCUGGAUGUAACUGAUUGGUGAGAGUUAAUGUGUGCAGACGAGAGAAGCUGAAAACUGAGAUGUGAUGUCAGACACUUUCUGCUUCCCGUAGUGAUGCAGAGCCAGAAGCUUUGAAGCAGCGAACAUGGACUGGUGUGAAAAAUUAUGUGCGGAACAGGAUCACGACUCCUAAAAGAAAGGGUGGUUUGUAGGGAGGCACAAACACUUCAACACUUUGCACAUUAUGCUCUUUUCGUAAGAAAUGGAGCUAAAUUAAAAGAAAUUAAGAUAAAGGUGUAGACAUUAAAAUUAAGAGACGCUCGUGCUGUUUGCAUACUUUACCACAGCUGAAGUAGAAAAAAUGCAUUAUUUUCCAAAUACACAGAUAUUUCGGAGACAUUUUCAUUCAAUACAUGCACUGCUUGAUACAGUGUCUGUUUGUACAAGAAUAAAGUUCAACAUAAGCCUAAAUACAAACGUAAAGCGGGAAGAGAGAAUGUAAAGGGGGACGUUAAAGGACGUAAAGUAGAAGAGCAUGUAAAGGGGACGUAAAGAGGGAGGAGAGAAUGUAAAGGGGACGUAAAGAGGGAGGAGAGAAUGUAAAGGGGACGUAAAGAGGGAGGAGAGA